Molecule: messenger RNA, 11155 nt
Organism: Gymnodraco acuticeps
Lineage: Eukaryota; Metazoa; Chordata; Actinopteri; Perciformes; Bathydraconidae
Gene: grin2da
Product: glutamate receptor, ionotropic, N-methyl D-aspartate 2D, a
Exons: 19
Coding region: 568-6564 (1998 amino acids)
Biological process (GO): synaptic transmission, glutamatergic; excitatory postsynaptic potential; long-term synaptic potentiation
Cellular component (GO): plasma membrane; NMDA selective glutamate receptor complex; postsynaptic membrane
Molecular function (GO): transmitter-gated monoatomic ion channel activity involved in regulation of postsynaptic membrane potential; NMDA glutamate receptor activity
Source: RefSeq, a predicted model, not a curated record
AGAGGGAGGGAGGAAGAGAGGGAGGGAGGAAGAGAGACGUUGCUAGGUGACAGAGCGUACAUACUGAAUUUUAACAAAAUAACUGGAGAGGAGAGAGUGAGUGAGAGGGACACAGAGGUAGCAGUCAGCAACAUGUAGCCUCGCCGAGUGGAAGGAAAGGUCGUAACUGUGUGUGCGCGGCAUUAUCUGCUUAUUUUAGUGUGUGGAGUGGGGGUGAGACAUGUUUUCGUUUCAUCCCGAGGACAUUACCCCGCAACAUUAAAAUCGAUCAGACUCUAUGCCGCAGGAAAUGUCCAGCGGAGGGAUGGACGGAUGGAUUGUGGUGCACGGAGAGCAGACGCGGAGAGCAAAAAGAGAAGAAGAAGAGUGUCGGGCUCCUGAGAACAGGUCUCCUCUCCUCAUCAGGUGAAGCACUGUGAGCCACUGACACUCCCCCCCCACCUCCCCUCCUCUCCUCCCUCCCUCUCCCCCCAAAGACGUCACCCACUACCCCAAAAUCCCCAGAUCCCACCUGGCCUCACCUGCCAAACCCCAUCCGACAGCUGCCACUGGCCCUCCCCUUACCCCAUGGUGGCCCCAAGGCCCGCCCUCUCACUGCUGUUCGCUGUCCUGGUCUGCACGGGGCCUGUGCGCCCCUCGCCCCCCCUACUUCUGCGGCCCCGGGAGAGAGAGAGGGACUCGGGUGGGGUCAACAUCGCUGUGGUCCACUCGGGCUCCUCCCUGCUCCCGGAGACGGCGGCGGUGGGAGGCGUGGGGGUCAGCGAACCGGGGGCGGGGCAGGGCCAAGGGCAAGGGCAGGGUCAGGGGCAGGGGCCCGGUUUGGGAAACGGUCCAGGAGGAGGUGGAGGAGGAGGAGGAAGAGGAAGGGGAGUUACGGAUACAGCUACGAUGGAAGGAGCAGCUGCCAUGGCCUCGUUCUCCUCCUCCUUCUCAUCAUCCGUGUCGCUGGCGGCGCUCGUGGGGGAGACAGUGAUGACGCCCUCGGGUCAGGCCAACGUAAUCUACCUGGCUGUGAACGAGAGCAGCCCGGGCAGCCUGCUGCUGCAGCUGUGUGAGCUGCUGGCCACCACACCACUGCAGGGUUUGGUGUUUGAGGAGGAGAGACCGCCGCCGCCGAACCAGGCCCCUCUGGCCCCUAUGCUGGAGUUUGUCUCCGCCCAGACGGGGGUUCCUGUGGUAGCCGUAGGGGGAGGGGCCAGCCUGGGACGAGAGCAACAGGAAAGCGGCUCCAUCUAUCUCCAGUUCACCUGCUCCACCGCCCUUCAGCUGGAGGUCAUAUUCGAGGUGCUUGAAGAGUACGACUGGACCUCCUUCUCUGUGGUGACCACCCGUCACCAUGGCUACGAGGACUUCCUGGCCAUGGUGGAGGGUAUGACAGAUGGUUCAUUCAUUGGCUGGGAAAAGAAGAGUGUGGUUAUUCUUAACGUGACGGACGACCCUGGCGGAGCCCGAAUUAAAAGACUGCUCAAAGACAAUGAAGCCCAGGUCCGUCUGCUGUACUGCUCCCUGGAGGAGGCUGAGCUGAUCUUCCGGGCAGCCUUGGCGGCGGGUCAGGCGGGGCCCAGUCACAUGUGGUUUGCUGUGGGACCGGCCCUGUCUGGUUUGGGCCUGGAGGGGCUGCCCAAGGCCUUAUUCGCCAUCCGGCCGCAGGGCUGGAGGGACGAACCCAGAAGGCGCAUUGCCAAAGGCGUCUCUGUGCUUACCCACGGGGCGAUGGCUCUGCGGCGGGACCAGGGGAGCAACAGCCGGGCGCAGUAUGCUGGCAACUGCCAGACUGACGGCAACCAGACCCACAGGGUGCCAGACAGAAUCAGGUACUUCAACAACAUAUCCAUCGGUGGGCGGGAUUAUUCCUUCAACAGUGACGGCUACCUGUCCAAUCCGCUGCUCGAUGUCAUCUCCUACACCAAUGGAAGGGGCUGGGAAGAGGUUGGCUGGUGGGAAAAUGGGCACCUGCGUCUGCGUUACCAUCCCUGGUCUCGUUACGGCUCCUUCCUGAAGCCUCUGGACGACUCCCAGCACCUCCGAGUGGUUACCCUGGAGGAGAGGCCAUUUGUCAUCGUGGAGCCGGCUGACCCUGGCACCAGCUCCUGCAUCCGAGACUCUGUACCCUGUCGAAUGCCUGUCAAUGCCAGCUUGGUGGUGGAUGGCGCCGGGCCCAUGAAGCACUGCUGCAAAGGGUUCUGCAUCGACGUCCUCAAGCGACUGGCCAAAAUAGUGGGUUUCACCUAUGACCUCUACCUGGUGACCAAUGGGAGGCAUGGGAAGAACAUAGAUGGGGAGUGGAACGGCAUGGUUGGAGAGGUGGUGUCCAACAGGGCUGACAUGGCCAUCGGUUCUCUCACCAUUAAUGAAGAAAGGUCUGAGGUCGUAGAGUUCUCCGUACCAUUUGUGGAGACUGGCAUCAGCGUCAUGGUUUCUCGGAGCAAUGGCACCGUGUCGCCUUCUGCUUUCCUCGAGCCCUACAGCCCAGCGGUGUGGGUGAUGAUGUUUGUGAUGUGCCUGUCGGUGGUCGCUGUCACCGUCUUCAUCUUUGAGUUCUUUAGCCCCGUGGGAUACAACCGCAGCCUGCAGAGCGCCAAGAAGUCAGGUGGAUCUAAGUUCACCAUAGGGAAGUCCGUGUGGCUGCUGUGGGCGCUGGUCUUCAACAACUCUGUGCCUGUGGAGAAUCCCAGAGGAACCACCAGCAAGAUCAUGGUGCUGGUGUGGGCCUUCUUUGCGGUCAUCUUCCUGGCCUCCUACACUGCCAACCUGGCUGCCUUCAUGAUCCAGGAGGAGUACAUCGACACGGUGUCAGGGCUGUCGGAUAAGAAGUUCCAGCAGCCGACGGAGCAGUACCCUCCGCUGCGUUUCGGAACAGUGCCAAACGGGAGCACGGAGGAGAACAUCCGCUCCAACUAUCCCAACAUGCACCAGUAUAUGAUCCGCAACAACCAGAAGGGGGUCGAGGAGGCCAUCGAAAACCUCAAGACCGGGAAGCUGGAUGCCUUCAUUUAUGACGCUGCUGUGCUGAACUACAUGGCCAGAAAGGAUGAGGGCUGCAAGGUGAUGACUAUCGGCUCAGGGAAGGUGUUUGCCACCACGGGCUAUGGCAUCGCUCUGCACAAGAACUCCCGCUGGAAACGACCGCUGGACCUGGCCCUGCUGCAGCUGGUUGGAGACGAUGAGAUUGAUAUGUUGGAGCGCCUCUGGCUGUCGGGUAUCUGCCACAAUGAUAAGAUUGAGGUAAUGAGCAGUAAACUGGACAUAGACAACAUGGCGGGGGUCUUCUACAUGCUGCUGGUGGCCAUGGGUCUGAGCCUCCUGGUAUUUGCCUGGGAGCACCUUGUGUACUGGAAACUACGGCACUGUGUGAAGCACUCCGGUGGGAUGGACUUCCUCCUGGCUCUCAGCAGGGGGAUGUACAGUUGUUGCCAGUUUGAGGAUGAGACAGCACCUGGAGGUGGCUCUUUGCCUCAAUACCACACCAUGACCACCAUGUCUACUGCUGCCCAACAACACCUUGUAACAGCCACAAUAAAUAACACGACUGCCAUUGCCAUGGUGCAGCAGCAACAGCAACAGAAGCACCACCAGCAACAGGGGCCGACCUAUACGACCAUGCUCCCCGGAUCACCGCAAACUACAGGACAUUCAGCAAUGGCUAUGGGACCCUCAAACAGCCCCUUGCUGGAAGGCCCCAUGCCCUGCUCCACCUUCUUGCCUCGCCAUGACCGCAGACUAGCGGUGGUUGAUCGUUGGAACAGGCCAAAGCCAGAGAAAGUCAUGAGUGUUAGCAGUGGUGGAGGAGUAGGUAUUGGGGGAAUAGCAGGAGGGAUCACUGAACUUCAGGUGCCGCAGUAUCAGGCGAACCUUGGACAGCACUGGAACCCAUUAGGCGGAGUUGCAAGUGGAGCAGGGGGAGGAGGUGACACAGGGCUAGAUGAAUAUAAGCGCUACUAUGGUCCGAUAGAUCCAGAGGGGCUAGGGGCUAACUCUGACAAACAGGCAGGGGGACCCCAGCAGACUCCUAAAGCUAAUCCUCGAGGCCCCAAAGCCUCAGGGAUGCCAAGGAUGCCUUCUAAAGUCCCUCAACAAGGACCAGGGCACUUAAUCUCCCAGCCACCUCCACUGAUCCCAUCUUCCCCCCGAAGACCUCCUUUCUGGCGACGAGGAAGCCUAGCACAGGCAAGGAGAAAAAGCUUUGGAGGUCCCCUGUAUGAGAAUAUACUCCCUCUAGGGAGACGAGGAGGUGGGAGGUAUGGUGCAAGUGAUGGAGGUGGAAGGAGAGGGCGACGUCCUCCUGCACCUCCUCCUCUGCCUGUUCCUCUCUGCUCCCCAACACAUACUCCUACUACACCCUCCUCCCCAUGCCGUUUCUACUCCUCCUGCUCCAGUGCCUCGUCAUCCUCCUCUUCCGCUACAUCAUCCUCAUCCUCUUCUUCAUCAUCUGUCUCACUGUCUCGGUCGAAUUCCCCCUCGUCCUGCUCCAGUGACAGCUCCUACAACUCCUCAUUGAGUUUUCGGUAUCGUGCUGGCGACAGGGAACUUACGGUGGAUGACGAUUGUGACUCAGAUCUGCUUACAGAGGAGUCCAGCCUCCUUCUGGGUACACGGAGGAAGAUUCGUUCUCGUCGCAUGUCAUCACGCUCGCUGCCGUGCAGCCCUCCACCUCCGCCAGUCCCGCCCCGCAAACCACGCACUCAGAGAGAUAGCGGCAGAGAGAGCAGAGAGAGAACUGGCAGCCAACUGGCCCAAUUACAGGAGUGGUGGGCAUCAUGGGGAGAAAGAGAGCGUGUGAGGUUAGGAACAACAAGCCGGGGAGAAGGAGGAAUGGGUAAAGAGGAAAAGAGACACCACAAAGAGAGGGAGCGUGAGAGAAAGAGGAGGAAGAAAGGCAGGAAAAAGAAGAAGAGGGAGGACAGGGAGAGAGAACGGGAGCGCAAGCGGCGCAAAGCUAAGAAAAGGAAGAAAGAGGACAAGACAAGGAAGAGAGAGCGGAAGAGGUCAGAGCAGGAGGGGGGAGAUCCUGAAAAAAGGGAAGAACUCAAAUCAGGGACACCAGAUUACCCAUCAUACCCACCCUUGAGGCGAGAAUCCUUUCGGAAAAAAAGUGAAAGCUCAAUAAGAAGCUAUGGAUGGAACAUCCCAGGUGAAGAGGAGAGGAAGGAAAGAGAAGAAAAAGAGAGGAAUGAUGGGGAAGACAGCAGAGGCAAAGAAAGACCAAACAGGAGAAGGAACAGCAAGCACUAUCAAAGUUCGAGCAGUAAACCUUCGACAUCUGUCAAAUUCUGGGGAGGGGUCAACCCAUCCUCUGACACCAUUCCAUCUGCCUUUCUGCCCUUGUUGCCUCUCUCCUCUAACAGGAGGAAGAGUAAAAGUUCAGACAGGGAUGUUGUAGGAAUUGAAGGAGAGAGGAGGCCAUUGCUGGGACAGGGUGGAAGAGCUGAGAUGGUUUCCAAGGAGGGGUUAUCUUUCCACAAGUGGGAGUCUGGAGUAGAGGGGGAAGAAGAAGAUUCUGAGCUGGAGAGGAGGAAAGCUGAACGUGGAAAGAGGCGAGGAGGAGGAAGGACAAUGUCCGAUGAAGAGCGAGAACGUGAUAAGGUAGUCGGGAUAUAUUCCGAUGAUGAUGGUUCUUCAGGAGAGUUUGGGAAGUUUGAGAGAUACUGGGAGGAUCAUGAAGGCAGAGCGGUAGGAGGUAUUGGUGGGGGAGGUUGGUUUUUUAGCACCUACCCUUCCAGGGAAAAAGCCAGCAGCAUCACAAGUAGAGAUGACCUGUUCUUGGAGAGAGGAGAGAGGUGGGGGACGGCAGAAAGUGGAUGGGGGUCUGGUGGAGGUGGCGGUGGUGGAGGAGAAGGAGUAGAUGGAGGGUGGGGGUCUGGAUCACACUGGCCCCCACCUCCUCUCACCCCACCACCACCCCGACGAUACUGGUCGGUCGACAAACUCCACCUUCAGAAUGAGAAGAAGAGUAAACGCAAGUCCAAGGACAAGGGGAGAGGGCGCGCAGGUUGUUCCUCCUGUCAUUCCCCCCAACACCAUCCGCACUCCCAAUCCUCCAAAUGGGCCCGGGUAACCUCACGUAGUGAGGAAGAGCUGUACCGCCAGAGUUUUGGUGGCCCACUGAAGCCUAAACAUGACUCCUCAGCUUCCACCAAACUUGAUCGCUCACAGAAUCCAUCCAAAUCUGGCAGCCAGUCAAACCUCAAUAUCCAACAGAGGACACAAAGAGCAGAUAGGGAUCGAGAUCGAGGACGACAAUCAUCCCCACCUCCGAACCUCAUACCGAACUUGCCACCCCCACUUCCUGCCCUUCCAGCUCCUCCGUCUUCAUCUCACCCUAUCCACACUCCUCUCCCUACCUCUUCCUCUUCUGUAUCCUCUCCCUCUGUGGUCUCAUCAACCCCAGGGGCCCCCCAACCCUCUUCCAUGGCUUCGGCAAGUGCCAAACUACAGUAUCAGAGGUUGCGCUCUGUUCCCCAGCCCCAGAGGUUUCCUCAGUCUCCUCACGUACCCCUCAAAGCCAAGAGCCUUUGCUCGCGAAGGGGCUCAGCCCAGUUCUCCAGCGUGGAGAGCGAGGUGUGAAUAUCAAAAGUCAUAAGAGCCCUGAAAGGGCUAAGGACAAGCAGGUGAUCUGGAUCUGAAUCUGCCCUGCAGCAAACAUGGCUGCACGGCCAAGUCAGAACAGUAUACGCACUGUGCCCUUUCCUAAAGCUCUGCACAAACAAACCAGAAAGCCAAACAAAUCCUAUCCGGUAGUCAAAGGAAAACAGGAGAAAUAUUGUACUUGUUCCUUUCAUUCCUCUCAGUAUGUGAAAGACUACAACCACAGCAACAACUUGCAUCCUGAACUGGAUAAUCAACCAAUUACAUUAAAAAGCAAAUCUGACUUUAAAAGUGGUACAACUGAAAGAGACUCCUUUGCUAUAUCCAGUGAAGGUCUUUGGAUGUUGAAGCAGCAUAGUUUGUAUUCUGAGGAUUCUUAAUGCUUACUGAGGGCUCAGGAACUUUGUAGUACUGUAUGCCUGCUGCUCUCGGAAGCCUUUAACACAGAACCGUGUUCUUACAUUUGUCCCUGAAACAAUUCGCUUUCAACUGCUUUUCUUUUUCCUUAAGAAACUGUUUACACCCCCGCAGAACUGUGACACCCUCUGAGGCACCAUUGUUGUGUUUGAUCAAUAACUUGUAGUUUGGAGGGAGAGGAGGGUGAUAACCACCUUGUCUUCUCUGUGUUAUUCACCCUUUCCUGUCUCUUUUGUUCUACCAUGUCUUGUUCCCCUGUAUUCUCCUUUCCCCCCUUAUUUUCACUUGCUUUCUCUUUUCUCUGCUCUACGUCCCUUUCCUUACUACCUUUUUCAAAGCUGUCUUUUCGUGUCUCUUGUCAUGUCCUCUCCUGUCCUCCCCACUUGGCUCCACUCGUUGAUGUGAUGAUUAUGUGUGUCUGUGCUUUUCUGUGUGUGUAUUCUUGACAACAGGGUAAGUCAACUGUGACUGAUAUUCUACUGGCUUAAUGAAAGCUGAGUGCCAAACUUAAGUAGAACUCGACAUCAAUCUGUACAAUGUUAGCUGUUUCCUUUUUAUCUCGCAGUUUUUCAUCAUCUCCUAAAUCCGCGAACAUGCAAAUACACACUCGCACACUUAAAGUGCACACAAACACUAGCAUACAUGAACAUGCAAGGACAAGUGCAAGUCAAUUCAUAUUUUCUCUUUCUAGAGCAAUACAUAAUUCACCUUCUGUUCAUGUUACAAUGUUAUACUUUGAAACGUUUUAUUCUGUGUUGUAGUUGUUGUUGUUGUUGUUGUUGUUAUUGAUUGUUUUCUAUAUAUCAAGACAUGUAUUAAGUCUCAUGCAAUGUAAGCACUGUGCCAUUUUUCUCAAGCUGCACAUGAAACAUUCUCUCAACUACCUAACUAUGACAAUGGAGGCAGUUUCUUUUCCCCUCCCUGUAUUUGACUGAAUGCGAAGUCAGCCACUAUCACGUGUGCUGCGACAACAAUUGAAACACUUGGAGAUGGAAAUGUAAGCAUUUCUGAUGGUUAGCGUGGGUGACAAAUCGAAAAGAUAGAAAAAUAGUUGACUUUAGUUCAUUGUCGAUGUAGCCUGACGUAAGCAACGGUAUGCUAACCUUAGCAUGCUAAGUGCUCUGCUUAUGAAGGAUUACAUCUGCAAUGGGUCACAGUUUGAAUAAUUGUUUUGUUUUUUUUCUCCUGCAAGUAUCCCAAUUAGUGCCAAGAGUACAGAAGUACAGAAAUAAUUUGCCAAUGAAAAUUAAUCUACCAAGAUUUGAGUAGGAAUGUGUCUAACAUGCUAGGUGUAGCUACACAGCUUUGUUGGACAAGGUGAAAGAUUGUUGCAGGGAAAUAAAUACUUAUAGCCUUAUGCUUGUUGCUCCUGUCAUAUAUUUUGUGUAAAGUAUGAAGGUUUGUGCUUUGAUCAACAUGUAUGUGGUUAGCUGCAUGCUAUGAAGACAGUGUGAUUGGAAAAGGGAGCGUUUUGAUUGGUGCCAUAUCAGAUGUAGUGCAAAUGCCGUUUUGAUGUCAAAGAGACCGUGCCUAUGUUGAAUGGUAGCUAUAGCAGAUGGUUUUGAAGAGGUUUGACUGAUGGUGUAUGAAAGACACAGUAUCACCUCCUGUGCAUUUUUCUGAAUCAUUUAUCGUAUCCGGUAAAUGUGUCACUAAGAGCUAUAGCUUUUUAAUCCAUGACCGAACUGACACCAGCAGUUACACUCAGAUGUAAAGAUCUUAGCUAUAGUAGCUAUUAAUAUCCAUUAACAUUCAAAUUGCAUCAGGACACUGGACAUCAGUGGAGUUUUUUAAUGGAGAGGCCUGAACUUCUGGCACAACACUGUGUGUGUUUUUCAGUCGGUUAUAGUCCAUCUAUCCAUUACCAGUUUGGUCAGCUCUUGUUUGCCUGGAACUGCAUCUGAGCCAUAAUUUAAUUCAGCUGAAGAAACAAAAUGAGAACUUAAGUUUUAAACAUAAACUUGUUUGUUUUUGUUUGCCUUUAAAAAAAAAAAAAAACCUAUACAUAUAUUUAUCAUAUAUAUAUAUGUGUAUUUGUGGCGGUGGUUAGUGUUAGAGAAAAUUGUUGUUUAGCAUCUUGAUAUUUUGGGAUAUGUUUUGUCAUUCCAAGUCCAUUGAAAUAAUAAUAUAAAUAUCAUGCGUUAAAAACACACAUGCUCUCAUAUUUACUAACAACAGGGAACUUAUUAUCAGUUUCUUUGACAAAGUUUGACUGUAUUAAGCCAAGUUGGAGGCAGUUCAGUGCUUUGCUUAUUCCAAACAGCAAAUAACAAGCUUAUACACAUUUCAAUGAAAGCAAGAAGUGUGUAGUAGAGUGAGUAAGUGUGACAUGUUUCAGUGCAUUCACACCGCAAGCAACUCCAGUCUGUUGUCUCAAGUACAAACAAUCUCUGCGACCUAAAAUCAAGCUAAAAUCUUUCAAGAGGAUUUGUGUUGCAGCAACAGUGAACAAGCAUGUUUGGCACGUCCAACCUACGAAGCUAAUGAUGCAGGUAUGGUUAGCCGAAGUCCAUUGUGCCAGGCAUAAAAUAUACACAUACCACCAUGUUAUUGCACUUAUGUGCAGAGCAUAAGCUGCUAGCGGUGUGAACACAAAGCUUGGUUGUUUGAGAAACAAGCCACCUUUAUGUCCUUCUCUCCCCUUGCCUCUUUUUUUCUCAUGUCUUUCCACUGUGUUGUUGCGUGUCUGCAAUUGUAAAGCUGGUCUGUUUAAAAAAAAAAAAAAAAAGGGUAUGUGUGGAUAUAUUUAUUUCAUCAAAAAGAAAAAAGAGCAUAUCUAAAUACAUAUGAUAGUAUAUUUCAAAGCACUAAGAGCUAUGUUAUUUAAGUUUGUCUACUACAUUUUCGGUAUUAUCUCAAUCAAUGUCUUUUUUGUCUGUUUGUCUGUCUCCUUGUCUCAAACCUCCUUCCCAGCUCCCUACCCCCCAGCGAAAACAGAGACCAGUAUGUAACUGUGUUUUUGCUCUCUUAAGACCAACCAUUCACCUCCAUUGGCUAUCUACUGUAGCUGACGCUGAGAUUUCAACAAAGUGACAGAGUGGAGGACUGCACGAGUGUCUUAUGACCGUGUCACUGUAGCAGUGGUGGCGUGUCUUUGUCUACCUAGAGGGGCCUUUAUUUUGGUGGAGGCUACGGAUUAACAACUAAUUAAACCUUUUAUGGAUACAGCAGCUUUUACCACAACUCUCACAUAUGUAAGAGUCACUUUCUCAACCCUGUUUUGGGUUUACAUUGGACCCUAGAGUUUUUACCGCGGAGUAGAGUAAGGUGACUUCUUUGAAACACAAUGUAGCGAGCAGCACAGGCUUUUUAUUUGCAUCUCUUAGUAGCUGUAAUACUAUACAAAAACUUGCACAGCUACCCCUGCCGACCAACUUAUACAGUAUACAUAAGGACUUUGAUAUACGUAAAUAGUGUGUUGUAUCUGCCAAGCUGCUGUGCUGUAAACAAAAGAGAAAAAAAAGAUUAUAUAAAAUUAUACACAACAGACACUGUUUCUUUCUUCAUUUUACAAAACUGGUUCAAAGUUAAUAUGAGUAGGGCUAAAUCUGCUUGCUAGUAUGGUUUCCACUAAGGCCAAAAAUUGCCUAACCAGGGCUUUCUUUUUAUUAUCACAUCUUCAAACUUUUCGCCACAUUUAUUCCUGAAUAAACAACAAUGAUCCUGCACACAUCAUUGAGUGGAACAUGGAAACACUGCCUGAGAUAAGAGAUCCAUCCUCCUGUCCAACCAUUGCUUGCUUAUGAUACAUUGAUAAGUCAGUAUGGUCAAAGAUGAAUAAUUCUUCAACCCUGAGCCCUGGUAAGACCAGUUUUAGCCUGCAGUGGAAACACAUCCACAGUUUCUGCCUGUUACACCUCUGAACAAUGUCUCAAGGCCUUGUAUUAAUACUGCUGUAUUGACUGUACGGGAUGAUGGCUAGUGGUGCAACACUUUAUUGUCAUAAUCUCUCACAGGCACAUUAAACACACAAACAUGCAUACACUGUCAGAUGUACAUGGGCACACACACACACACACAGGUUAGGGUGGUAGUGCUGCUACCCCUCCGAUUCAGCCUUCUGCCACCUGUCGGGACAAUUUUGACAAUAUUGUGCUGCACUGCAAGCAGGAAAUAAAUAAAAAAGAUGAUUUUAAUAAAGAACUAAAACAAA